CGGCGGUGCUCCGCUGCUCCAAGAACCACCACCACACCACCGCCGCCCCGAGCCAGCGUCGGCAAUGGACCACGGCGGCGGCGGCGGGAGGAGCAGCAGCCGGCUCCGGGACCGCCUGGCCCGGAUGUUCCGCCCGGGCUCGCUGCUCCGCUCCACCUGCAACACCACCGCCGGCGCGUCCUCCUGCGCCUCCUCCUCUCCCGUCGUCGGCGGCGCGGCGGCCGCCUCCACCACCAAGCCGCCGCCGCCGCCCGCGGCUGCCUCCGCGUGCUCCUCCAGCCGCGCGCUUCUGGCCGCGGACGUUGCCGGCGACCGGGACUCGUUCCUCGCGUCGUCGCGGCGCGACCUCGUCGGCCGCACCGAGUCCUUCUCCACCGCCGUCGACCGCCUCCACCACCAUCGCCGUCGCCGGGACGUGGCGGCGCAGCCCUCCCGCUUCUCCGUCGACGCGCCGGCGUCUGUGGCGGAGAGGAACAAGGACAAGGAGAAGAAGAGCCCGCGCGACGAGUACGGUAGUCACCACCACCCACUCGGCGGCGGCAAGUGCGACAAGACGAUGAUCAGGAUGAAGCUGCUCUCCAACCCCUACGGCUUCAGCAGCUCCGACGACGACGACGCCGACACCGACGUCUUCAGCAGCGACGCCGAGGACGACCUCGCCGGCCGUGCCGGGUGCAUUAGCAAGAGGCUGGCCGGCGAGUCGGCGGAGACCUUCUUCUCCUCGUCGCGAAGCUUCUCCUCCGACUCCUCCGAGUUCUACACCAAGAAGCAGAAGAAGCAGACGACGACAACGACGAAGACGAAGCCCCCUGCAGCAUCCUCCGGCAAGCCACCCAAACCUCCUAGGACGACGAUGACGACGGCGAAAAGGGGCCAGGUCCAUCCCGCCGUCACCGCCAGACGCCACCACCGGCGCGCGACGAGCAGCUGCGACACGUGCGGCGUGCGCGACGGAUUCCGCCCCGUGGUGUCGGCGGCGGAGGAGCAAGUGCGCAGGGGUUUCGCGGUGGUGAAGCGGUCGCGGGACCCGUACGCCGACUUCCGGUCGUCCAUGGUGGAGAUGAUCGUGGGGCGGCAGCUGUUCGGCCCGCCGGACAUGGAGCGCCUGCUGCGCUCCUACCUCUCCCUCAACGCGCCGCGCCACCACCCCGUCAUCCUCCAGGCAUUCUCCGACAUCUGGGUCGUCGUCCACGGCGGCUAGCCGGCGGCACCGGCAUCGGCACCGACUCCGGCUAUCUGCUGCUGCUGCUGCUGCUACUGCUGCUACAUAACUACCAGUACCACUAGCUUCGUCCAUCGUCACCAAUAAGCUUGUUAAGAGUGCGCCCUGGGUUAAUGAAAUGAAUGGAGCUUGCUGUAAUCGUAGCUGUGCAACUGUUCAUGCAUGAUUAAUCUUCCUUGUUAAUCAAUUUCACAAUGACUGAUAUUGGUGUGUAAUUUCAAUUCGUGGAUGUGGAUGACACAGCGACUGUGUACUGUCAAUUUA
Molecule: messenger RNA, 1486 nt
Organism: Sorghum bicolor (sorghum)
Lineage: Eukaryota; Viridiplantae; Streptophyta; Magnoliopsida; Poales; Poaceae
Product: transcription repressor OFP3
Exons: 1
Coding region: 65-1201 (378 amino acids)
Biological process (GO): negative regulation of DNA-templated transcription
Source: RefSeq, a predicted model, not a curated record